UCAUCAUCGCCGUGGCGGCCCUUCCGCUCAAACAGCGGAUAUACUGUACGCACAGUGAUCGGAUAAGCUCUCCUAUCUCUAUCUCUGACGACGGGGGAGACGGAGAAAUCAGAGCAGGCAAUGGAGUCUACCCUAAUCACGAGAUUAUACCCCCUUCUCCCCGCUCCCCCCAAGGCCAGGCCCCUCUCCUCAUCGCCCCUCGCCGGAGCUCGCCGCAUCGCCUCCAUUUCCUUCUCUUCCGUCAGCAUGUGUGGCGUCUUGCGUCCCAGCGGCGGCGUUACCUCGUCGGUCACCGCCGCAGCAGCGGCGCUCGGCGAGGCGGCAGAGCCCGGGUCUGAGGCCAUCUUGCUCAGUGUUCAGGGCAUGAUGUGCGACGGGUGCGCUGCCAGUGUGAAGCGGAUUCUCGAGAGUCAGCCUGAGGUUACUUCUGCUACAGUUGAUUAUAAGGAAGCAAGGGCUGUCGUGUGGACAACUCCUGAGGUCAAGGUGGCAGAAGAUUGGCAGAAACAAUGUGGAGAGAAACUUGCAAGUCAUCUUGGUACUUGUGGAUUUGAGUCUCGCCCACAAGGAAUGGACUGCCUCUAAAUAUAGGCUGUAUACACAUCAACCAGGACCAAACUCGCUAUGGAAUGUCCUUGAGCAUGUUCAUAUCAACAUUGUUAAUGCACCAUUAUAUCUCCAGCUUUCUGAAAUCACAGUUAUCCACUGAACUAAAAUUUAGUUUCUAUCACAGGGUAAGGUGAAGCCCGAUAAAGUCAACUCUGAGUCUUAACUGCUGCCGCAGAUGAGCUAUAAGCCCAUGAUGUUAACCAGCAGAGGGCACCUGAUGCUCCAGAUUUGUGUGACUCAGUGUGAGUGUCUCUGUGAAAGUUGUCCUCUAGAGUUCUGGAAGUGCAGAUUAUUAUGUUCAUGUUCUUAUCUCUAGUGUGUAAGCAAUGUAGCUUGCCUUGCUCGUGAACUUCAACUGGAACAUUCCAUCAAACAAAUUGCAAGGGUCAUUACUACUCCCUCCAUUCACAAAUAUAAGAUGUUUUUUACAUUUUUCUGAAUCUGAUGUAUAUUAGACAGUUUUGGUGUGUUUGCUCAUUAAUUUCAGUCCGUAUGGUAUGUAGUCCAUAUUGUAAUAUCAAAAACAGCUUACAUUGUGAACAGAGGGAGUAUAAACCAAGCAGUUUGACGAA
Messenger RNA from Triticum aestivum (bread wheat), 1181 nucleotides. Its product is annotated as copper-transporting ATPase PAA1, chloroplastic. The transcript is spliced from 4 exons. The record is from RefSeq and is a predicted model, not a curated record. Bases 121 to 585 code for a protein of 154 amino acids. Lineage: Eukaryota; Viridiplantae; Streptophyta; Magnoliopsida; Poales; Poaceae. Gene Ontology annotation, molecular function: metal ion binding.